This is a messenger RNA of Jaminaea rosea, 1372 nucleotides long. RefSeq lists its product as hypothetical. Bases 259 to 1347 code for a protein of 362 amino acids. Lineage: Eukaryota; Fungi; Basidiomycota; Exobasidiomycetes; Microstromatales. The transcript is spliced from 3 exons. The record is from RefSeq and is a predicted model, not a curated record.
GACGGCUCGUCAGCUCAUUCAUCUUGCGCCGCGGGGGCAAGGAUGCAAAGUGGGGUUGACGUGAGGAGGUCGUGGGGGCACAGGAGCAGGAUGCGGGGUCACAAGCGAGGCGAGGCCGGCAAUCUCUAUCCUCCGCUUCGCGACACAGUAUCCUCGUGUGCCUUUGUACCUCAAUGAAGGCGAAGUGAGACUUUGAGAAAAGGCUUUAAGGGCCGCUGAUUGCGGGAGCCCCUUCUUUCGCGAUCCAUCCACCUCCUCAUGCUCGCCAGGAUGUUCUGCAGGCUCUCCAAGCUCACUCUCCUCGCCAUCGCGUCGCUCUACUGCUUGGCUCAGGCAGCUCCUAGCUUACCUCGCGCUGACGCGGCCUCAGAAUACGUGGGUUACCUCUUCCUGCACUUCUACGACAACUACCGAGCUCCUGGAGACUACUCAACGUACCCCGCGGGCGAGCAAGUCUUUGGCCAUCUGAGCAAUGGCAACAACCCACUCCCCUACAGGCCUCUCAAGGGCGGUGCCCCCCUCCUUCGCUCGACGGUAGGUACGCGCGGGGUGCGCGACUUCUACCUCGCCUCGAGGCCCGACGAGUCCCAGCACUACAUCAUCGCAACCGAUCUGAACCAGACGGCGGCCGGGGGCUUCGGCGGUGCCUUCCUCAGUCGCAGUCUUGUCAUCUGGGACUCCAAGGGCUCCAGUCUCACGCAAUGGGAGCCUCCUCGUCUCGUCGAAGUCGUACCCCCCAACUUCCGCAUGGCUUGGGCUCCCGAAGCAGUUUGGGUGGCUGCCAAGAACCAGUUCAUGGUAUUUUGGGCGUCUAAUGCAUACGGUGAUGAGAGGCAUGUGGGGAAGCCCAACGAGGACAAGAUUUACCGCUCCUUCACUUCGGACUUCAAAACGUUCACGCCGCCCGAGCUUUACCAUGAGCUGCCCAACGGCCUGAACACCAUUGACAUGACCAUUCAUCCUACGGGAGGCGCAUCUCGACCCAAUGAGUAUGUGCGCUUCCAAAAGCGCGAGGACCUGGGCAGGUGCUACGGCGAGGUCAGCGAGAAUGGAAUCGACGGCCCCUGGACCCGUAUUGGGGACGACAACUCCUUCGUAAACCCGGAUAGCAAUGGUGAGGCGUGCUUGUUCUUCCAAUCUAAUACCAACAGCGCCGAAUGGUUCGUCUUUGUCGACCAGUACGGGCGCAACCCCGCUGGCUACUACCCUUACCUGGCCGUGAAUGGCAUCACCAAGGAUGGGUACCGGGAUCUGGGUCUGCAGGAGCUGCCUAAGCUGCUCAAGCAUGGGACUAUCAAGAAGGUGACGAGGGCGCAGUACGACGAGAUCCAGGCGAGGUGGGGUUGAUGAUGCAAUGCAAAUUCUUUGAUUC